AUGUCUUUCAACUUAUCAAACUUCACCAAAGACUUGAAGAGUUUAAGUGAUAGAGUUUCUACUGAAUUCAAUAAUGAAAUUUUGCCUUUAGCUCAAAGGACAUCAAGGCUAGUUCAAGAAAAGAUAGGCAAGGUCAACGCGGAUGACAUUAGCCAGUUACCAUCUGGAUAUUUAGAGUUGGCAGAGAGAUGUAACAAUAUUGAAAAACUAUAUAAGAAUGUCUUGAAAGUAACUUCCAAUUAUGAAAACGAAAGUUACGAUUACCCAACCAACUUGCAAGAGUCGUUCACUGAGUUCGGCAAGAACAUUUCUGCAAGAGUAUCAAACUUGUCGAAGGCAACUACACCAGCGGAAGCACAAGCUGCUUUGGUAAAAAAUGAUGAAUUUAAACCUCCAAAGACAAUGUAUCAUGCAUUGAGUCGUGCUACCGAUGCUUCAAUCUUGACGAGCGAACAAGCACAGGAUCCACUAGUGAAAGCUCUUGAUUUAUACUCUUCAAAUUUAAAUAAAAUCGCUAAUGCAAGGUUAGGACAGGAUCAACUAAUUAAAUCAAAGUUCAAUAAACCUUUGCUGGCAACAUUGCGCCAGUUAAUAAACCAAAGUAAUAAUAUUCAGAAGAAAGUUGAACAAAAACGAAUUGAUUACGAUUUGUCGAGGCUAAAUUUAGAAAAUUGCUCUAAUCCAGCUAGAGAAUCACAGUUUCGUGUCAUCAUGGAAAAUGCAGAAGAUGAGUUUGCGAAUACUGUUGAAGAUGGUAUGAAUAUUAUGCAGAAUGUAUUGGAGCAUGCGAAACCACUCGAGGAACUUUUCGAAUUGAUCAAGGCACAAUUGGCAUAUCAUAAAUUAGCUGCCGAAUUGUUGGGAGGAAUAGUAGGCGACUUUGAAAACUUGAUUGAAGAAAAUUCGAAGAAGACCAGUAAUACUGAUUCGGCAGAUUUUGAUAUUUAG
Molecule: messenger RNA, 948 nt
Organism: Priceomyces carsonii
Lineage: Eukaryota; Fungi; Ascomycota; Pichiomycetes; Serinales; Debaryomycetaceae
Gene: GVP36
Product: Gvp36p
Exons: 1
Coding region: 1-948 (315 amino acids)
Source: RefSeq, a predicted model, not a curated record